AUGAACACCGCUUCUGCGCUGAACGAAAUCGAGGUGGCGGUCCUCCAGCUUAUGGAUGAGGCCAACAGCCGAGAAUCGGCACCAAACGAAGACAUUGUGCAGCUUCGGAGCAAAGGCUCACAGAACGAGGCGAUUCCACAGACAGAAACGGAGAAUAUGUCGGCCAUCUACCGUCGUGCCGGAGUCAGUGGCGAAGAGCACACACGACUCUGUCGAGAGUGGUACUACGGUGUGAACAUGCCACAGAAGUUCAUGGCAAUAUGCAAGAAAGGGGGAAGUCGCAGGGCUUUCGCGUACCGGGUUCUGUCAAACAUAUCGAAAGAAGUGCUAAGGGACCAAAAUGGGCUUGAACGUUCAUACGAUAUAACAUACUUUAAGGAAACGUGUUAUAUUAACUACCGUGUCCUCUGGGAAAAUAUCGAGUCGUUUGGGCGAGGUCUUGUGGAGUUGGGUAUUUCACCAAACUCCCGAGUCGCCAUAUACGAGGAGACGCGGUGGGAGUGGUUGGCAACAAUUUACGGUAUCUGGUCGCAGAAUAUGGUUGCCACCACAGUGUACGCCAAUCUUGGGGAAGAUGCGCUCGCGUAUGCCCUCCGGGAAACAGGAUCCCGUGCAAUUAUAUGCAACGCAACAAAUGUGCCAACACUGGUCCGGUUGGUGCAGAGCAACCGCAUUCCGCCCUUGGUGAUCAUUUACAUUGGUCAGCUACCUCCGGAUACAAAAAGCACACAUUGCCGCAUCAUCUCUUGGCUUCAUGUCGUGGACAAUGGUCGCCUCUCAGAUGAACCACUUCGAAUCCCCACUGACAAUGACCAAGUUGCUUUCAUCAUGUAUACGAGUGGUACGACGGGGGACCCCAAAGGUGUCAUUCACACACAUGGCUCACUGAUCUCGGGUGUUACUGCUUGUGCCGACUACGUGAAUGAACUGAUUGGUCCUUACGAAGAGGGUGAGUCGUACUGCGCUUACCUGCCUCUUGCCCACAUAUUUGAAUUUGGUGUCGUCAACAUCUUUCUUGCUCGCGGUUCUUUUGUUGGGUUUGGAAACCCCAGAACACUUCUCGACACGUACACUCGUCCACACGGUGAUUACAGGGAGUACAAACCGGUUUUCACAAUUGGCGUGCCGCGAGUGUACGACACGAUAAAGAAAACGGUCGAGUCACAGCUGGCACCCCGAGGGACACUACAGCGCCGUAUAUUCGAACACGCCUUCCAAACGAGACUUCGAGCCCUCAAGAAGGGUGAGGAGACCCCGUACUGGAACAGGUUAAUUUUUUCUCCAUUUCGGUCCAUGCUUGGAGGUAAGAUGAAAACGAUGCUUUCCGCCGGAGGGCCCCUCAGCGCACCAACGCAAACAUUUCUUCAUGUUGUAUUUGGCAUCAUGCCACAAGGUUGGGGCCUCACGGAGACGGUGUGUGUUGGCACAAAGCAAGUCGCAGGUGAUAUGGAACCGGCCGCUGCAGGCAAGCAAGAGCGCACAUGUGAAAUGCGACUACUGGACGUGGAAGGAUACAAGCACACCGAUGAGCCCGAUCCUCGUGGGGAAAUUCUUCUGCGUGGUCCAUUCCUCUUCAAAGGGUACUACAAGCAGGAAGAACUAACCAAGGAGGUGCUUGAUGAAGAUGGUUGGUUUCAUACGGGUGACGUUGGCAGCAUCGGCCCCAAUGGAACCCUUCGCAUCAUUGGCCGCGUGAAGGCCUUGGCAAAGAAUGUUCUUGGAGAGUAUGUUGCCAUGGAAGCUUUGGAAUCCAUGUAUGCACACAACUCGCUGAGCAUGCCCAACGGUGUUUGUGUCCUCGUGCAUCCUGACAGACCGUACAUUUGUGCGCUUGUUCUUACUGAUGAAGCGAAGGUUGUUGCGUUCACGAGGGAGCAUGGAUUGAAAGGUAAAUACCCUGAAGUUCUGCAGGACCCCGAGUUUCAGAAGAAGGCUACAGCAUCAUUUCAGGAGACGGCUCGUGCAUCUGAUCGACAGAAGUUUGAGAUUGUACGUCACGUACGCCUACUGAGUGAUGAGUGGACUCCUGAAAAUGGUGUGCUGACGGCCGCAGGCAAACUGAAGCGACGCGUCAUCGAUGAGAAGUACACUGAUACUAUUGUGUCACUUUUCGUGGAGGAGUGCUGA
This is a messenger RNA of Trypanosoma brucei brucei TREU927, 2127 nucleotides long. Its product is annotated as fatty acyl CoA synthetase 2. The record is from RefSeq and is a predicted model, not a curated record. NCBI's taxonomy places the organism in Eukaryota, Euglenozoa, Kinetoplastea, Trypanosomatida, Trypanosomatidae. The transcript has a single exon. Gene Ontology annotation, molecular function: long-chain fatty acid-CoA ligase activity. Gene Ontology annotation, cellular component: membrane; endoplasmic reticulum. The coding region runs from base 1 to 2127 and encodes 708 amino acids.